Molecule: messenger RNA, 752 nt
Organism: Carica papaya (papaya)
Lineage: Eukaryota; Viridiplantae; Streptophyta; Magnoliopsida; Brassicales; Caricaceae
Gene: HCF153
Product: high chlorophyll fluorescence 153
Source: RefSeq, a predicted model, not a curated record
CCGAACCCGAACUCCGAGAAGCCCAUGGCGAAUCUCCUCAUCUCCAAUUCUCCUGUACUCCCUCUCCCUCCCGCCACACGUGUCAUCCCCCUGUCGCACGUACCAUCAUCUUCCCCGACCAUUCGCUUCUCCACCGGCCAGCCAACCCGCCGCUUGAAUGGCCGAGGGUCGACGGUGGUGACACGUGCGGGUCCCAACACGAGCAGCUACUUGUUCGCUUUCGCGGUCCCAUUCUCGCUUCUUGCUGUCACCAUUUUCACUUCUAUCAAGAUUGCUGAUAAGCUCGAUAGAGACUUUCUUGAGGAGGUUGCUAUUAACCAAGCAAUACGGGAAGCUGAAGAGGAGAGUGAUGAUGUAGAGAUUUCAGUAGAGGAGAUAGUGCAGGAACCUGUGCUUCCACGUACUCGGAACCGGCCCAAACGAGAAGCUUAGUGCAGAGUUUAUGAUUCUUUUAGGAGCUUAGAUAAGGCACACAAGAGUAAGAAAAAAAAUCAUCCCCUGCACUUUCUACUUCCUAGUCCUUUUGACAGCAGUUAUGGUUAUGUAUUAUUGUGAACAUAUAAGUAACUUUCUUAGGAACUUUGUGUGUGUAUAUGGACAGAAUGGAUAAAUAAGAGGAACUAUAGAAACCGCAAAAAGCAGAAAAACAGAGCAGACAAUAGAGUAGAAGGAAAAGAGAAAAAUAUUUGAGGCUUGAAUCUGCUACUUCCUCAUUGAAAACAUAAUUGAAUACCUCCAUGCUGUCCAGACAA